Molecule: messenger RNA, 3566 nt
Organism: Motacilla alba alba
Lineage: Eukaryota; Metazoa; Chordata; Aves; Passeriformes; Motacillidae
Product: translation initiation factor IF-2-like
Exons: 4
Coding region: 1-1167 (388 amino acids)
Source: RefSeq, a predicted model, not a curated record
AUGCGGGGCUGGAGAGACGAGCCCGGUGCGGCACGGGGGCUGCAACCUGGGCACCUCACCGGGGGUGCUCCUCGCUCGCCCGGGAGCUCCGGACAGAGGGGAGGUUGCAGACCGUACUGCCGCGGGGACAGAAGAGAGGCCUGCCCCGGGAACGAGACACGGAGGCGGCCGGGCCCCGAGCGGGGUGCCGGGGCCCGGCUGCGGUGCCCGACGGCAGGCAACCCUCGGGGGCUCCGGAGGGUGCGAGCCCUCCGCUGCGCGGCCAAGCGGUGCCCGGGUCCCCGGGGGCUGCUGCCGCUGGGGAGCUGGUGCCGCUGGGGAUCGGCUCCCUGCUCCCACCCGGCGACAUCUGCGGCGCCGAGCCAGCACGCUGCCUCCCCGGUGGCUGGCGGGUGGCUCCCGGCCCGGCGGCUCGCACCGCCACCAGCGAGCGGGGAUAAAGGGAUUAAACGGCACGCUCGUUCCUCCGGGCGGGGAGGGGGGGGGCUUGGCCGGCUCCAGCAUCCCGUUCCCCCCGAACGCCUCCCCCGCCGCCUGCGCCCCCGGCCCCCGGCGCUGCCCCCGGCCGGCCCCGGCAGCGGGGAGGCACCGGGCGCGCCCGCGGUGGCUCAUUGUUCCCGUAACCAAGCGGGGCCGCCGCCGGCGCCCGCGGUGCUCGGGGCGACGGGGUUCGCCGCUGCUGCUACCGGGAAGGGGAUGCCCGGGGACACCCUUUUCAGCCAUUUUAAAACAGCAAAGCUGGCGUGUCGCGCGGGUGCCCCGUUCCCCCCGCCUCUCUUGGGAGCCCGUUCUACGCCCGGACGAUCCCGAAGGAGAUGCGGGGGUUCCCCCCGCCCUGAAGUCAGCACCACCCGCAUACGCCCCGCACCUGCGGGCCCCGGGCGAAACUCCACCCUGCGGGGACACCGCGCUCUUCCUGAGCCCUGUCCUGGGAUGUGGCCAGUCCUGGCCCCUGCUCCCGCCCCCGUGCAGCCAACUCCCGUUCCAGCCCCAAACCGGGAUGCAGCCGGACGCUUCUCCAGCUCUGGCUUGGGCUGCUGCCAGCCCCAGGACGGGCUGCAACCUCCCCACGGGAGUCGCGGCUUCUCCCUGCACGGCCGGGCCGGGGCGGGCUGGCCGGGCGCCAGGGAGGCGAAGGACCAGCUGCGAAUUGCCCCGCAGCUGUAGCCAGAGCUAGAACAGAGUGCCUUGGAACCAGAAAUCAAUGCUCCUGAAAUGAACAAGUGGACAACUUAUUAGGCUCAGUCACUCCACACGCCGUCCCCUGAUAACGAAUAGAUGAAGUAGACGCCGGAGAAGGGACAUGCCGGGGGAGACUGCACAUGCCUGCUCCUUCCCGGAGUGGCUGGGUAACGCCGCGGGGCACAGCCAGCCGCACGGACAUCCCCGGGCAGGACAGGGCCGUGACACGGCCCUCGCGGGCUGCCUAGGGUUCGAUGGCGAUAAGUGCAGCGAACGCCCGGGAGAACGGCUUCGGGGGUCACUGAUAAAGGUGUCCGGUUUCCCUGCUGCUCCAGCGAGCACAACCGACAGGUUCAGCGAGAUCACGUAGUCGUGGCUUCUCUGCCUGGAAACAGUCACGCUAAUUUUGCAUUUUUACCAUCCACAGGGAGGAAAAAUACCUGUCGUCCCGCAAUGCAAAUCCUUACGCAAAUAGAUCUGCGGGCGCACAGGGAGCUGCUGGCAGCCUGACCUGCCGGCCGAGAGUCGCUGGCCCCGAGUUUAGAGGUGCCGGCCAGCAGCGGCACGCCCCGAAAGCACAUGGGAUCUUGAAGACUCCCUGUUAGUCCCUCGGAACUUGCUGCUGCCUCAGAAAAGUCCGAGAAAGAGUCUGCGGUUAAUCUCCGAGGCCUUCAUACAUCCCUGGCGAGCAGCGCCCCAGCGCUAAGUGCAAUUAACAUAACAGACACUAAAAUAGGAGAGCGGCGCUGAAUUUAAUUUGCAGGCUUAAGGGAAAAAAAAUAAAAGAAAAAAAAGGGGAAAAAAAACUUAGCACUUAGAGCGGUCUGGUGAUGAACGCAAGAACUGAUGUGGAAGGCGGCAGAGUAGCCCUCCUGCCUCGGAGCGGGGCCGCGGCCAGUUCCGUGGGCUCUCUCCGGGAGCCGGGACCACCUUGGUGCGCGCAGGGUUUCUGGACAGGUAAACUCCCCCGACGGAGCUGCCUGCCGCUGCAUCGCUCCAGCGCGGCUCGCCCCCACGGCCAGCGCUCCCGUGGCGACCAGGUCAACCGCAGCGCGACCAGGUCGCCGGCGCGGGCAGGCACCUCCCAGAGCCUCCCUGCUGCCCGCCCCGACACCCACGCACCGAGAUCCGGCUCACUUUCCUGCCCCCGCUGCCCCUGGGGAGAGGGACGACAUGGAUGGGGGGCAGAAGCGACGGGAUAACCCUCUCCCCGCUUGUCCUUCCCCCCCUCCCCCCCGCCUCCUGCAAACUGCCGCUGAAGUUCACAAAAGAGCGAGACAUAAAGAGAUCGAGGUUUCCGAGAAAAGGGAGAGGCGAAAAUAGCGAGCGGAAAACGUGCGAUUAGCAGGCAGACGGGCGGAGACUAGCAGCCCUACGCGCACACACAGCCCGCAGCUCUGUCUCCGCGCCGUGUAAUCCCAGCGCUCAGCCCUUCUGCACCCCCUCAUUAAAAACCCGGAGAUUUCCUCCUCCUCCUCCGCUCUCCGAGGAAAACAACGCCUGCCACCGCCUGAACCCUGGCAGCGCCGCCCGCCCCGCACCGUCCGCCCGGAGGCCGCCCAGGGGCCCCGCGCUCCCCGGCGCCCUGCACGGUCCCCGGCACUCGGCCCCUGCUUCCUCUCGGGAGGCUGAUUCUCGCCCCCCCAUCGCAAAGGGCCGCCCCCGAUGGGACGCACAGCGGGGGCUGGGGGGGGGGGGGGGUUGUGGGGAAAGCUGGCUACCGUCCCCUCUACCCCCCGUUUCCCGUCCCCAGGGGCUGCUGCUCCCCCGCUGCCAGGGCGGCUGCUCGUUUCCCCCCCACGCCCUCUCUUUAUCCAUCCCGAGGGCGAGGGUGGGGUGCGCCGAGCCGGAGCUCCCCGCACUGGGGCCGGCGGCGGGGAGCAGCGCCGAGAUCGCCCGGGAGCCGGCGAUCCCGCGGUGGAGCCGGGCACCGCCGCCCACGGCCCCAUGAACAGCGCUUUAUUCCGCAGCGCUCAAACCCCUCAUUGUGUUCGGCAGAAUCACCUGCCUCCUCCGGAGCCGAGCGAUUAAUUUAAUGCGAUACAGAGUGCGCUCCCUCCCGGCCCCUCCUCAGCGGGGAGAUCUCCGCUGGGCGCUCCGCGCCGCGGAGGAGGGGCACGGCGCAGCACGGCGGGGCACGGCACGGCAGAGCGGGCUGGCAUCCUCCGAGCACCGGCUCUCCCGGCGGCGCCCGGGGAAACAUUCCCCGCCCGGUAGCGGUGGAGCGUCAGCUCCAAUCGGAGUCGCACACAAGCAUCCGCCGCGCAGACCUGCUCGGUGCCCGGGGGGGCUGCGAGGCGGGCGGGGGCCGAGCCGUGCCUGGCCAGGGGAUUUGAUGGGUCGUUGGCUGCGCCUGGGGAAAGGCGGGCGGGCGGGGGGGGCGG